AUGGCAUCCUCAUCUACAGGUAUGUAUGUAUCUGUAGAUUUUCAUUACAAUGGAUUCUUUUUGCCAAACCCAUUGGUGUACUUAGACCCCGUAAAAACAAAUGUACGUGAUGUGGAUUUUGGGGGAUUUACGUAUAAAGAGUUUCUUUUGUGGCUUACGAAAUUAACAAAUGGAGAAUGUGAUAAUGUCUACUACUGUAUGAGAAAGGAAAGCUUGUGUGAGGGUAUUAGAAGAAUCGACAAUGAUGCUGAUUAUUGGGAGUUUGUGGAGACUGUUUAUAGUCUGGAGAGUGAUUGUCUUGAGAAUGGUAAAGGGUAUGAGUUGGAUGAGUUGGAUGAAGAGGAUGACAAGGAUUCUGAAGUUUCAAUGACAAUGGAAUAUGAACAUGAAUGGGAUGAUGAAGAUGAACAUACUUUUGAUAAAACUGUUAGAGACCCAUUCUUGGACAAACUUUCAGGGCAUAUUAGUGAUGAUGAUGAAGAGGAAGCAAACAAUGGGAAACUUAAGGAUGUUGUGUUCCCUGUCCAUAAUGAGAAUCAAGAAUGGGAGCAAAUGGUGCCAGUUUUGGGUAUGAAGUUUUCUAAUCCAUUGGAAUUGAAGUUGUGUAUCACCAACUAUGCAGUCAAAAAUGGAUAUGAUUUAUGGUAUGAGAAAAGUGAUCAUGAAAGAGGUCAGUUGCUCUCUGCUAUAGGUAGAGAUGCAAAUAACCAUAUAUAUCCCAUUGCUUGGGCUGUUGUAUCAGUGGAAAGUAAAGAAACAUGGAAGUGGUUUAUUGACCUUCUAAUUGAGGACCUUGGAAUGGGAGUUGGGCAUGGACUAACCUUGAUAUCAGACCAACACAAAGGAUUACUUGAGGCUGUGAAGGAAAGGGUCCCAGCAGCAGAGCAUAGGCAAUGUGCUAGGCACAUAUGUGCUAACUUCCUGAAAAGGUUUAAGGGCCAAGUGUUUAAAAAGAUUUUGUGGUAUGCUGUUGCAGCUACUACCCCUGCAAAAUUUGAACAACACAUGAAUGAAAUCAAGAAAUUAGAGCCACUAGCUUAUGACCAUUUGAUGGAAAGGGACCCUAAAACUUGGAGUAAAGCAUUUUUUCAGACUGAUAGGGCUUGUGAUGCAUAUGAAAAUGGUAUCUCUGAGAGUUUCAACUCUGUGAUUGAAGUUGCUAGGAAGAGACCACUAAUCACCAUGUUAGAAGAAAUUCGAAUUUAUGUGAUGGAGAGGCUUUAUAGACAGAAGAUUAAGGGGCAAUCUUGGGAUUUAACCAUAUGUCCUACCAUUAGGCUGAAGUUGUCCAAGCUUAAGGAUCUUCAAAGGACAUGUGCCUGCAGAACUUGGCAGUUAACAGGUUACCCUUGUGUGCAUGGGUAUGCUUGCAUUGCAAGCCUCAACAGGGAUGUAGAGGAGUAUGUGUCACCAUGGUUUACCACAUCAAUGUACCUAAACUGUUACAGGAAUACCAUUAACCCACUAAAUGGUAGUGACAUGUGGCCUCAUGUAGACUACAUCAGCCUAUUGCCCCCCAAAAGGAGAAGGCUACCAGGAAGACCAUCAACAAAAAGGAAAAGGGAUCAGAUUGAGAGGGAAAACCAAGGAAAAAAGCAUUUAAUCACAAAAAGAGGUAGUGUGAUGAAAUGCAACAUAUGUAUGGAAAGUGGGCAUAAUAGAACAACCUGUCCUCAGAAACCAAUUGGGGAAUCAUCAAAUGCAAGUUCAAAGAAAAAGAAAUCCAAGAAAGCUGAUAAAGUGAAGGUUGUAUUGGCACAUGAAGUUGAUAUUGACAGUGACAUUGAAGUUGAAAUAGAACCUCAAAGUGAUGUUGACUCUUUUGAUCUUGAAUUUGAAGAUGAUGUGCAACCUGAAGUUGAAGAUGGAGUAGAACCUGAAGUCCAAGAUGGAGUGCAACAUGAAGUUCAAGAUGAAGUGCAAGCUGAAGUUGAACCUGAAAAUCAUCCUGAAGUUCAUGAUGCUAACCAAGUUGAAGUUCACCUUGCAGUUCAAGCUGAAGUUGAACCUGAAGUGCAAGUUCAAGUUGAAGAUGCUAACCAAAUUGUAGUUCAAGAUCAAGUGGAAAUACCAGCUUUUCAAGUUGUAGUGGGAAAGAGGGCAAGGAAACCUUCAGAAAGAAUUACAAAACUGAAGAUAAGAAAGAUGUGGGAGGGAAAACAGGGCAGUAGUGAUGACAAUCCGUAUGAGUUGGAUUAACUUUUGGCUUAUUGUACUAGUUGGAAUACCUUAACUUUUUGCACAUCUUUUGGGUGUAAUGAAUGUUUAACUAUGUUAUGUAAAACUUUUGACACAUCUUUUGAAGUCAAUGUUCCCUGGAAUGUCUAUAAUAUAUUACCAUCUUUUG
This is a messenger RNA of Lactuca saligna, 2347 nucleotides long. Lineage: Eukaryota; Viridiplantae; Streptophyta; Magnoliopsida; Asterales; Asteraceae. The record is from the annotation of a GenBank genome assembly.